Phacochoerus africanus (Common warthog) is the source of this 1007-nucleotide messenger RNA. RefSeq names its product basic salivary proline-rich protein 1-like. Bases 126 to 1007 code for a protein of 293 amino acids. The transcript is spliced from 4 exons. The record is from RefSeq and is a predicted model, not a curated record. Lineage: Eukaryota; Metazoa; Chordata; Mammalia; Artiodactyla; Suidae.
GGAGGAAGGCCAGUUGGGGGGACCCCAGGAAGUGACCUCACUUCCCUGGCGACAGAGGCCAACGGAACUUGGAACCUGGGGAGCCGGGCACCUACUGGUCCAGUCCAGGAGAGGACGGAGGAGGGAUGGACUGGCUCUGCUGCAUCCCGCUCUCCCGAGGCCGAGGCCGAGGCCGCAGGCGUCGUCGCGGCAGAGAUGGCCUCUGCCAAGCCUGCAGAACCUGGAUGAGAACGCGAGGCGGACGCCUAUGGGCCGUUGCCCGCAGGGACCCAGAGAGUCCCCCACCUGAGACCCGCCAGGAACGGGGUGAGGAAGGCAGAAGGCCACCCGAGGAACCUCCACACAGACUGCUCCCCGGGGUCCUCUGCCGGGCUGGUGGGGAGCGCAGGAGCGCCAGCUGUGGCCAUGAAGACACCGUCCACACGAGCCUGACAACCCUGGAAGGCCUGGCCCCCCCUGAGGCCCAGCCUGAAGCAGGAGACCCGGAGCCAGAGGCCAAGACGCCAGCCGAGCGGAAAGACCCUGGAGCAGCCCCCAGAGGAGGUCCAAGACCACAGGAGGACUCAGCACCCGGGCAGGGAGGACCUGUAGCUCUUUCAGAGGGACACUCACGUCCUCGUGGGGACUCGCCCCCCGGGGAGGAUGAACCCUCUGCUCCUCUCCCAAGAGGCCCAGCUCCUCUUGAGGAGUCCCCACCCGGGCAGGGUGGAACCAAGGCGCCUCCUGCAGCAGGACCAGGCCCCCAGGAAGACUCAACUCAUGGGCAGGAUCAACCUGCUGCUCCUCCUGAAGGAAGACCAGAGCCUCAUGAGGUCUCACCUCCCGGGCCGGAUGAAAAUCCUGCUCCUCCUCCAGGAGGACGAGGCCCUCAGGAGGACGCACUAGGUGGGAUGAAAAUCCUGCUCCUCCUCCUGGAUUACGAGGCUCUCAUGACGACUCAGGAGCCGUGCAGGAUGAAAAACCUGCUCCUCCUCCUGGAGGACAAGGCUCUCAGGAAGACUCACUAG